This is a messenger RNA of Aspergillus sclerotioniger CBS 115572, 1125 nucleotides long. RefSeq lists its product as uncharacterized. The record is from RefSeq and is a predicted model, not a curated record. NCBI's taxonomy places the organism in Eukaryota, Fungi, Ascomycota, Eurotiomycetes, Eurotiales, Aspergillaceae. Bases 1 to 1125 code for a protein of 374 amino acids. The transcript is spliced from 5 exons.
AUGAGUGCCUCGAUGCCCCUGGAGGGCCACAGUCUGGCCAUCUUCGUGGUCUCGGUGGUGAUGAUGUGUAUAGCCACCCUUGCGGUGGCCCUGCGCAUCUUCGUCCGGGUCUAUCUGGUGCGGGCGUUUGGCUGGGAUGAUGCCCUGAUGAUUCUCGCCCUGGCUCUCUUCAUCUUCUUGGACAUCUGCUGCAUCAUUGGAUCCGAAAACGGUAUUGGACAUAAAAACGACGACUUUACGGAUUUGCAGACAUAUGAGCGAGCCCUUCUAUGGUGGUGGCUCGGCCAGAUGCUAUAUCUCUGGUCCUCCGGCGUGGCCAAGAUCUCCAUCGCCCUCGCCCUGCUGCGACUCACCGUGCGCAGACUGCAUCGCAUCAUCCUCUGGGCCAUCAUCGGGGUCGUGAUUGCCAUUGGCCUGAUGUUCUGGUUUAUCCUCCUGCUGGAUUGCCGUCCGAUCUCUUACUUUUGGCUGCGGGUCGACCCAACCCAUACCGGCACCUGCCAACCCAUCCGGAUUCUUCUGGCCAUUGCCUAUCUCUACAGUGGUAUUACCAUCUUCUGUGACCUCACGCUGGGCAUCCUGCCCAUGUUUUUGAUAUGGCGUCUGCAAAUGAACAACCGGACCAAGAUUGCCCUGGGAGGGGUUCUUAGCCUAGGAGCUGUGGCAAGUGUCGCCGUCAUCAUCCGGCUCCCAUUUCUCCAUUACUACGAAGACAUCAAUUUCCUCUACUCCACCUACCAAAUCGCAAUCUGGUCCAUCAUGGAGACCGGACUCGGCAUUACCGCCGGCAGUCUAGUCACGCUGCGGGCCUUAUUCCGCUGGUUUCUAGAUAGCAAUCCCUACCACAGACGCGGCGGAAAACCCAGUGGCAGACAGUAUCCCCUAUCCAGCUUGACAGGCGAUGCCUCGAAGAAAAGCUCCCGCGAUCCCAGCUACUGGCGUCCGGACCUGGUCCCAGACAAACUGAACAACCUAACCGUGACAACAGUCUCAUCACCCAUGGCUCGGAGUCCCCUCAGCGAGGCCAACAGCAGCCAGGAGGUUUUGAACCCGGCCGACGAGGCCUGGAAUGCGCGGAACCAGGUUAGCAUCCACCGGACCUUUCAGGUGUCGGAGGGGGAGUAG